UAUUCCUAAAUUCGUAUUUUGUUAUAAUAUCAUGAUUUAAAUAGUAUACACACAUUAUAGUUAACGUCAUUCCAUCAUUUCCAUCGUCGUCCGUCGGUCGACGUCAGUCGGUACUCACUGCCACUUGUCACGUGCCGCACAUUUGCCGUUUGCUCUAUUUACGUCUCCGUAGAAAAUUCGAAAUGUCAACCGAGAUGUUGCCGCAAGAUAGUGCCGUGGCCGACCACCUGUUGCCGCGUUGGUGACAUUUUCAUCGUCCGUUAUUCUCACCUCAAAUUUCUGGACUAAGUGAAACACUUGACAACUCAACACUCCUCUUAGUAGUCCUAACUGACUCGUCGCCCACGGUUUGACCGUUGCACCCGUUUUCCGAUUACAUAAAAUCGAAAAUGGCUUGCUUCGGAUUUGACCGUGACGCGCCCGAAGUGCCUGGACAAAUCCGUGUCAGGGGGUGUACGGACAUAGUAUGGCUGUGCGCGUUUUUGGUUCUCUGGUGUCUGAUGAUAUUUAUAGCUGUGUUUGCUUUUAUCUACGGUGACCCCCUGCGUUUGAUUAACGGUCAUGACAGUUUUGGUAACACUUGCGGUUCUUCUGGUAAUCCCAAAAUGGGCAAACUCUCUAACUUGGAUACUACAGAUAAAAAAUUCCUAUUCUAUUUAGAUCCAGUCAACAUUGAACAUAGUAUGCAAAUAUGCGUUAAGCAAUGUCCAGAUAGAAAUAUAUUAGCUUUGGAAGACCUUCAGGAUUUUUAUAACCGAACUGAAUCAUUACUUUGCAGCUAUAAUUUCGACUUGAACAAUUUCACUACCGAUGAAGCGCUUUACAAGUCUAAUAUUUUCACUACAUCUUUGGGGCCUUGUCCCCCAUUUCCAGUUUACAAAAGUCAUCAUGUAUUGAAUAGAUGUGUUCCUGAAGAAUUGAACAAUCAAACAUUGCCUCUGAUUUAUAAUAUUUAUAGUAUGAUGAAUGAUUGGGAUUUCACAGAAGAAAUAUUGAAUGAUUUGUACAAAACUUGGCCACAAAUGUUGUAUUUCACUAUAUUAGCUUUUGUGUUGACGUUCAUCAUCAUUUUACUAAUUCAUUUUCUUACAAAAAUUGUAGCCUAUAUAUUAUUAAUUGGUGUCAGCUUGAUGGUUCUAGUAAAUGUGUUUUUACUUUGGUGGGAAUAUUUUACUUUGAAAAUGCGCCUAGACAACACUAUUGAGGCACAGACAUUAAGUGCUGAUGCUUGCAACGAACAUACUUUUCUAAUACUUUCCAUUCUUUUUACAUUAUUUUCGGUUAUUAUACUUUUGUUGGUUUUGGCUAUGCGUAAGCGAUUGAAUUUUUUGUCCACUUUGUUUCACGAGUCUGCUGAUUGUCUGUCUAAACUUCCAGCCUUAUAUUGGCAACCUAUGUGUACAUUUGCUGUGCUGCUUGGUUUGUAUGCAUUUUGGACUGCUGUGAUCCUUCAUUUAGCCACAGCAAAUUAUCCUGGUACCAGAUCACUAAAAUUAGUAACAGAUUUUGUGGAGAAAAACACGACAACCAAUGAUUCAUUGGUGUCGGAAGAGUCUGAGAAACAUUUUAUGCCAUUCAUCAAUGCUGUAGAGUUUAAAGAUGCUACUUGGGUACGUUAUAUGUGGUGGGUAUAUUUAAUUGGCCUGAUAUGGUCAUCUGAAUUUAUAUUAGCAUGUCAACAUAUGAUUAUUUCUGGAGCAGUAGCAAAAUGGUAUUUCACUAAUGGAAAAAAUAAAAAAUCUGUUGUCCUUUCUUCAAUUUAUAAUUUGACAUUCUACCAUUUGGGCUCUAUUGCUCUCGGAUCUCUGUUAAUCAUUCUAUUUAAAAUUCCCAGGCUUAUAUUGACAACAUGUCAUUCUAAAAGCAAUUCAACAAAAACAGAUAACCAUUGUAUAAAAAAGACAUGCACUUGUUGUACAUAUUCCUUUAACAAUUUUUUCAAGUAUAUCAAUCAUAAUGCAUAUACCAUAGUAUCAAUGGAAGGAAUAGGAUUUUGUUUAGCUGCUUCGAGGGCUUGGCAUGUUAUUGUUGGUAACGCUUUGAGAUUGGGUUCAAUAAACAGUAUUGGUGACUUCAUAUUAUUCCUGGCCAAGUGUUUGGUCACUCUAAUUAUUGGUUCUCUGGCAUUGUUUACAUUACGAUCAAACCAAGAAUUGCAUUUUCAUGCUAUACCAAUCAUCAUUAUAUGUAUAUUUACAUUUUUUGUUGCUCACUGUGUCAUUUCAUUACACGAGGUGGUAAUAGAUACAUUAUUUUUGUGUGUAUGUGAAGACAAAAACAUUAAUGGAGAGAUGUGGCACAAGAGUCCAAUAAUAAAACUAUCUAAGUCUAAAAAGCCAAUUGUAAAAAAUUCUACCAACACACAAAUUGUAAAAACCAACACAUAGGUUGUUUUAGCUUUUAAGCAGUUUACAUUUUUUCCUAUGAUUCUAACAUUCUUUGUCUUAUUUAUAGUCAAUAAUUAUUUUAUAUUAACUGACAUAUAUAUAUAUAUUUAUUAACUUACAUUAAGUUGCUUACUAUUCUAAUGAGUACUGUGCAAUAUGUAUGUCCUAUUAUUUAAAAAAAACUUGUUAAUGCGUUUAAAUAUAUAAUGAUACUUUUAAGAUAGACUAUAUUAUACAUUUGUUGAAACUUGACAUUUUAUUUUAUUUUAUAGUAUUUAUGUGUUUAUAUAUUUAGACUAUUGCUGGUUUGCAUGAACAAUUGAUUUGAUUAAUGUAAUGGCUGAAUACAAUUUGAUAGACUAAUAAUUAACCAUUAAUUCAUGUUUAAGGGACCAUUACUUCACCAUUGAUUCAUUAAAUACCUGUACGGAAUGGAUAAUGUUUUUAAAUAUUUAUGUAUGUAUUAUCUCGAAUAUUUUUAUAUUUUAAUAGAUACAACUUUUAUUUUGAUGGAAUAUGGAUAUUUAAUUUAAAUAACAAUUGUC
Messenger RNA from Rhopalosiphum maidis (corn leaf aphid), 2932 nucleotides. It is a transcript of the gene Ctl1, whose product is annotated as CTL-like protein 1. Gene Ontology annotation, cellular component: membrane. Lineage: Eukaryota; Metazoa; Arthropoda; Insecta; Hemiptera; Aphididae. Gene Ontology annotation, molecular function: transmembrane transporter activity. The record is from RefSeq and is a predicted model, not a curated record. Gene Ontology annotation, biological process: transmembrane transport. The transcript has 14 exons. Bases 390 to 2387 code for a protein of 665 amino acids.